Messenger RNA from Amblyraja radiata (thorny skate), 1396 nucleotides. Its product is annotated as zinc finger protein 239-like. Gene Ontology annotation, molecular function: DNA-binding transcription factor activity, RNA polymerase II-specific. Lineage: Eukaryota; Metazoa; Chordata; Chondrichthyes; Rajiformes; Rajidae. Gene Ontology annotation, cellular component: nucleus. The transcript has a single exon. The record is from RefSeq and is a predicted model, not a curated record. Gene Ontology annotation, biological process: regulation of transcription by RNA polymerase II. The coding region runs from base 47 to 898 and encodes 283 amino acids.
GCAUUAUCCUCCCCUUCAUACGCCCAGUGUAAUAAUAUAUUGACACAUGAGUUAUAUUCCUCCCGCAGUGAUGAACCCCUUUCACUGUCCCGACUGCGGGAAAAGCUUCAAGCUACCCAGUGACCUGCAGAGGCACCAGCGGGUUCACACCAUGGACAGACCGUUCACCUGCUCCGUGUGCGGAAAGCGAUACACCCACUUAUCCCACUUGCUGAUCCAUCAACGGGUUCACACCGGGGAGAGGCCGUUCAUCUGCCUGGAGUGUGGGAAAGGAUUCACUCGCUCGUCCACCCUGGUGACGCACCGGAGGGUUCACACCGGGGAGAGACCGUACAUCUGUACCGAGUGCGGUAAGAGUUUCAUUCGAUCGUCCAACUUGGUAAUACACCGGCGCAUUCACACCGGGGAGCGGCCGUUCAUCUGCACCCAGUGUGGGAAAGGAUUCACUCAGUCGUCUGACUUGGUGAUACACCAGCGGGUACACAGCGGGGAGAAACCGUUCAUCUGCUCCGACUGUGGCAAGGGAUUUAUCCGGACGUCUGCCCUGGUGAUUCACCAGCGUCUUCAUUCGGGAGAGAAGCCGUUCAUCUGCUCCCAGUGUGGGAAGGGGUUCAUCAGGUCGUCGGACCUCGUGACGCAUCAGCGAAUUCACACCGGGGAGAAACCGUUCACCUGCCCCGUAUGUAGAAAGGGUUUCAUUCAGUCGUCUGACUUGCGAAGACACCAGCGAAUCCACACCGUGCAGAGGCCGUACAUCUGCCCCCAGUGUGGGGAAGGUUAUAUUUACUCAUCCAGCCUGAUGACUGAGCCGCAGCAAGUUCACGCAGAGGAGAACCCGUUCACUGGCACAGACUGUGGGCAAGGGAUUCACUCAGUCAUCCAACCUCUUGACACCUGAGCGGAUUCACAGCGGGGCGAGGCCUUUCAGCUGCUCCGAGUGUGGGAAGCGAUUUGGUUGGUCAUCUAGUCUAUAGACCCACCAUCGACUUCACACCAAGGAUUUCACACUGGGAAGAGGCCGUUCACCAGCUCUGAGUGUGGGGAGGGAUUCACUCGGUCAUGCCGCCCGCUGAAACGCCAGUAAAUCUACUGCAGGGAGUAGCUAGGCACUUGCUCCAAGCGUGGUGUGAGAUUUACUUGGUUAUCCAAGCUGCUGAAAUCCCAGCGAAUAUGCCGCAUGUGAAAUAGUUGAAUAUCGCAGCCACUGUGACACCAACAGAUGUUGGUAUCUGCAGUUGGUAAGAAUUAGGUUAGAAUUCUAGUUAUCGUUAGUGCCAUAAGACAUGUAAGCAGAAUUAGGCUAUUAUGCCCAUCUAGUCUGCUCCACCAAUCAAUCAUGGCUUAUCUACUUUUCCCUCCCUACCCCAUUCUCCUGCCUUCUCCCCGUAACCUUUGA